GGGCCACUACGCAGCCAGACUGCGAGCCGUGAGGGUAGAGGUCCGGGUAUUCGCACCGAGAUACACGCGCCGAGCAACGUGCACGUCCGACCACGCCGCUCAUUUUCCACUUUGUAUCCUCGAUUCGGAAGAAGGAAAUAACAUAAUCAUUGAAGAAGAAGAAGAAGAAGAAGAAGAGGAAAAAAAAGAAGAGGAAGAAGAAGAAGAAAAAGAAGAGGAAGAGAAAGAUCGAAGAGAUUGGAAAUUGUACUUGCCCGAAGGAUCAAAGGAUCAACUUUAGAAGAAGAAAACAAGAAGAAAACAGAAGAAUAAAAAGAAGAAGAAGGAGAAGGAGAAGAAGAAUUUUCUAUUCUACGCUGCUACACACUUCUAGACCACUCUUGUAUUUUUUCCACGCUGAUAUCUCUAUCUCGUGUGUGUUAUCAUUCAUCGUUUUUAUCCUCGAAGAAAACGAUUUGUCGGUGACUGAUCGGGAAAAGGGUUUACCGGUUGAAAUCAUUCGUGAUUACGGGGUGAAAAGAGCGAGUGCGCGAAGUCGAGAACGAACAGGAGAGCAGGGACGUCCAGGUGGUGCGCGUCCGACGCGUUCUCGACCUAUAGAGACGCACGUGGGACGGACCUACGGAACGCGCGAGGAAGAGCAAGAGAGAGAGAGAGAGAGAGAGAGAGAGAAAGAAAGAGAAAGAAAAACAGAUAUAGAAAAAGAAAAGGAUUAGUUAAGAAGAUUAUAAAUAGAACUUGGUGAGUUUUGUGCGGACUGGUGACAUCGAUCGAUUUGUGCUCGGACAUUUACUACUUUGGACUCCUCAUUAUCGAUUACUACACUUUUGAAAUUAAAGAAACUUGGACUGACAGGUGUGAACAAAGUUUACAUAGAUUAGGAAGAUAACUGUGUAACGCUCGGGACUCAAAGUGAAAUCGCGAAGUGACGAUAAACUUGAGGAUUUUGUUUCCCUCUUCUCUCUCUCUCUCUCUCUCUCUCUCUCUCUCUCUCUCUCUCCCUCUACCUCUUUUUUCCUCUCUCACUCACGCGUUCACAAGUUUAACGAGCGACACCUAAUUAUCGUUGGCAGUGAGCAAUUACGAAGAGCGCGUGACGCCACGACGGGACACGUCAGUGUUUUUCUGCUUCAAAAUUAUACGCUUUCGUUCAGGACGCACGUCGUCGUCGUUGUCGUCGUCGUCGUCGUAGUCGUCGUCGCCGCCGUCGUCGUCGUCGUCAUUGUUGUGGCGAUGAGCGAACACGCACGCUGCUGAACAAAUAGAAUAAUUAAAAGCGCAUUACGUUUCGCUACGAUCGUUCCGUCUCAUUAUCUUUUUCUUCGAGUUUAUCGAAAUAAAAAGCCACACCAGUCAAGAGGAAAAGAAAAAUUCUUUGAAGAAUCGAUCGUCUAUCUUACUUUAUCAAAGUGACUGGUAUAAGCUGAUUAAACCGCGGUGACUUAUCGUAUAUAGUUGGUCACGUGAGAUUGACUAACUCCAUCUAACUAAUUAGAUACCGGUUAAUUAAACGUGCCGUUAGAACAGGCUGAUGUCACGAGACUUGAAGAUUUUCCCGAAUCGUUCGUUCCUCGACGUCGGUCUACCACCGACCGCGAGAUUCGCGAAGAAGGAUUCUACUGAUCUUACGAACGCCGUUGAAGGCUCGUGAAGAAGAAAAGGAAAGAAAACGAUCUUGCCAUAUCUCGUGAAUUCCAAGGGGAAAGGAUCGAAUUCCUCUUCGAUCGACUUUACCCGCAUCGUGGGAGAGAUAAAUAACGGAGGCUCGUCCAACUCGCGUCAGGACGACGUCCCACGUAGAGCGGUCGCAGCUCAGUUUAGAUUACGAGUCCCCGGCAUGCAAGGCUGACAUGGCGGAGGGUUCGGCCGAGGAGGAACAGAGCAGUACCGCUGCGCCCGCUUCCCCUCCAGCUGAUCUUCGCACUCUGAACACCCAAUUGUCGCCGCCUUAUCACCAUCAACCCCAUCUCCAGCCACCGCGUCUUCAGCAUUUGCAGCAUCCCAACAUGUUGGCCACCGCCGUACCGCCUAGGCACAGCCACAGCAUGCUGUCUCAUCAGGUGAAAACGGAAGCCGAGUUGGACGCGUCGUACGACGUGCCAUUGAAUCUCAAGAGCGAGGACAGCGACAGGAGUAGCGCUGGAAGUCCAGAGCCAGCAACAGGCGCUAUGCACGAACAUCAAAUGAUGAUGGAAGAUAUAAAGAAUUCGCGGAAAAGACGACGGACUCCGUCUCCUGAGAAUUUGCAUCAAGCGAAACGUGCAGCCGUACCGCAAGCGCAUCUUAAUGGAACCAUGGCCGCGAUGGUUACCCUUCAAAAUCUACAAAAUUUGGAGAAUCUACAGAAUUUGGAGAGUCCCGAAUCGGCGACAGGCUCGCUGCAUGAACAUCAAAUGAUGAUGGACGAUGUAAAAAAUUCUCGGAAGAGACGGCGAAGUCCGUCGCCGGAGAAUCUUCAUCAAGCGAAACGAGCGGCGGUAGCGCAAGCUCAUCUCAAUGGAACCAUGGCCGGUAUGGUGACUCUACAGAACCUUCAAAAUCUAGCGAAUCUUCAGAAUCUUCCGCAGGUCGCUUCAUUGGCUGCUGGUCUUCAGGGAAUGACGGCUGGACUGAGCAACAAUCAGUUGAUCAAUACCCCCUUGAAUCUCACCGUUAGCUCAUCCGGAGGCACCGCACCAACUGCCUCGAGUACAACAGCAGGACCACAUCUUUUACCACCAAGUCCAGCGCCAAUGGUGACGUUACCUCAGCUAUUGUCUCAACCACAACCAGUAGCAAUGCCGCAAUUCAUCCUUAUGUCCGGUCAAUUAGUUCAGGGUCUUCAAGGAGCCCAACUUUUAAUCCCUACUUCUCAAGGUAUAGCAACGCAGACUAUAUUGACCAUUCCCGUAAACCACGUAACGAAUAAUCAAAUGGUCAACUUGGCACUCAGCAAUGGUCAAGUAGUUUCUACGACGUUGGCGAAUCUUCAAUCGAUCGCACAACCACAAAAUAUGUUGAACACACCAACGAGCAACGUUCCGACAAGUCCGAGUCUGGCAUCGGGAUUAGGCUUGAAUCCCGCAGCACUGCCUCACCUUUUGAGCAACAGUUCAGCGAGCCAACAGCUUCUGAAUGCAAUGCAACCCCAGCAGCUGCUUCAGGCAGCUCAAGCGGCACAAGCUCAGGCAGCGCAAGCCGUCCAAGCUGCCCAGGCUUCUCAACAACCACUUCUCACGACGUCACCGCAACAGCACAGCCAUCGACAUGGCUCGCACAUGAAUCAUUAUACGCCAACAGAAAAGCAUCACAGAGAGAGACCGGAACAGUCGUCGCCUUUGAACGAAUCUGUAGUCUCCGCAGCCUCUGCUCUAAACAGAUUGACGUCCAGCAACGGUGAGAUUACCAUCACGACGACGCACGGUCCUAGUGGAGCUGGAGGAAUAAAGGCCUCGCCAAGCACUUUACACAGUCCCAAGGAGGAAGAAGAUGAUCUCCUCAACGAUUCCCCGAAUCAACCGACAAUCAACGAAGCCACGAACAACGUUGUGGAUGGUAUCAACCUCGACGAGAUCAAAGAGUUCGCGAAGGUUUUCAAGCUUCGUAGACUUUCGUUGGGCCUAACGCAGACCCAAGUUGGUCAAGCCCUUAGCGUUACCGAAGGUCCUGCUUAUAGUCAGAGUGCCAUAUGCAGUGCCCUGGCUACCCAGAUGUACGCUGCCUCGCAGAUUGUGUCACAGCAGCAAGCUACAUUCGAAAAGCUGGACAUCACACCUAAAAGUGCGCAGAAAAUUAAGCCAGUGUUGGAGAGGUGGAUGAAGGAAGCCGAGGAAAGUGCGCGUGAUUGCAGGUACAAGAGCGGAGUGAAUCAUCUCACGGACUUCAUCGGAGUCGAACCAACUAAAAAGAGGAAGAGACGGACGUCCUUCACACCUCAAGCUUUGGAAUUGCUCAACGCUCAUUUCGACAGAAAUACUCAUCCCAAUGGUACUGAAAUUACAACGUUAGCACAUCGUUUAGGAUACGACAGAGAAGUGAUUAGAAUUUGGUUUUGCAACAAGAGACAAUCUCUAAAGAAUACAGCGAGAAUGAUGAAGGGAAUCGAGUAAAGCGACGUUGAUCGAUGAUCGUCUAUGGAAAAAAUCAGCGAAGAAGAAGGAGAAGAGGAGAAAAGAAUCGCUUCGAGUACGAUUCGAUAUCUCCGAGAACGAACUGAGUUUAAAUUUCGAGGGUCGUUUUAUCAGAAAAAAAUCGCAAAAGGAUUAAAAAAAUGAAUUGUCCUUUUUAAAAUCAAGAUUUGUUGAUCGAAUUAACGAUCCUUUCGCGAUUUUUACUCUCGAAAAGAAAACGAAGUACUUUUAUAAUUGUCCAGUUUCGCUCGAUCGUGUUAACGAUCGAUGAGUGAUCUAACUCGACACUCUGAAGACUGUAUUCAUCGAUCUUCCGGUCUCAGUCCAUCUUUUCCACGAGGAAGAACGAAAAAUCGCAGCAUCGAGUCGAUCGAGCUCGACGAUCGAAACUGAACGAAAAACGCAGCGAAAAAGAAAAAAAGAAAAGAGACUAAGUCCUUAAGGGCAAUGUGAUCGCAGAGAGUAUACGAAAGAUCUAAUCUGUAAAUUAGCUUUUAUAGUCCUGCUCGCAGAAAACUUCAAAAGUGAAAGGAAAAUUAAGUGAAGAGUAUUUUUUUGUUUCUUUCUUUUCUUUUUUGUUUUCGAAAAACCGAAGGAUUGACUUUUCCUUCUUUCUCUUCGUCUAAAAAAAAAAAGAAAAGGAAAAGAUUGUUAAGAGAUCUUGAUUAACAACGACACGUAACUUAAAUGAAAAUUACCAACAGUUGGUAAUACUCUGCGAAGAUUGAAUCGUGUUACCAAUUGAACGAAAAUUAUCUUCCUAGUUCUCAUCGAAAUCGACUCCCAAAAGACCUUAGAAUUAGCAUUUCCCAUGGAUAAAACCGAACAUGACUUUUAUAUGUUUCGAAUACAUUGUAAAUAAAAAAAAAAGAAAAAAAAAGAAGAGAGAGAACAUUAUGUCAGAAGUUAAUUUUUGGGACUUAGAAUCAUUGCGAUCGAUUCGAUUGAAUAUUUUAAAAAAUUCCAAAAAAAAAAAGAAGACUAAUGAUUGUGACAAUUCUUGUUGCUUGGCUAACUUGAUGAAACGACGUUUCAUAGCUAUUUAAAAUAUUCAAUCCUGAUGAGAAACCAUGGAAGAAGAGUCAAUCACAGUGAUUAACCAAUCAUUUAUUAAUAUAGAGAAAGAAGAAAAGUAAAUAUUUCGACGUCUCCAUUGUACUAUACGAAGAGCUAUAUAUAUAUAUAUAUAUAUAGCGAAUAAAUAAUGCAAUAACACGACGUUGAAAGUAUUAAAAGACGCAUAAAAAAAAAGAGAAACGAAAGAAAAAAGCAGAGAUCAGAAUUAUGUCACACCUCGCUUCUCAAAAAAGUGACAAUAGUUCGAAGAUUUGUGCAAAACUAGUCCGCGAUCGUUUAAGAUCAAGAUAUCAAGAUAAUAAUUCAAAUGCGAUCUCGUUUCUCAAGGCACAAAUGUUUUAUUUCUUUUCUCUUUCCUUUCUACUUUUAUUCUCGUGGUUUAGAAACGGGACACGAUUUUUUUUUCCCUUUCUUUUUUUAACAAUCUUCAAUAUCUUUUAUACAUUUUAUUCUUCGUGUACUUACCCCUAACUCGAACGAAGCUCACGAAAUACCGUUUGUAUGUAAUAAUCGUCAUAGAUAAAAAUUACUACAAGCACACGCUCAAAUUACAUAUACAUAUAUAUAUAUAAAUAUAAUAUCGAUGCAGCUUCCUUCGAGAUAUCGUUUUUAAUCUCAGACACUCCCGAUAAUUUCAAUAUCAUUAUUUUUAUCGAAUUUUAAUAAAUAAUAAAUAGAAGAGAACGAGAUCGAAAGCUUUAAAACUGAUCGAUGACAAACUUGACGAUUUCUCGCAUUAAACGUGAUAAUUAAUAGGGAAAAGCCAUAAUAAACUAAUCAUUAUUUCUUCUAAUAAUACGAGAGCGGAGUAAGAUUUGAAAGAUUUAAGGAAUAAGAUCGUACAUAUAUUGUAAUGUACUUCGUAUCCUUUUUUCCUCUCGAUGAAAGAAGAAGGAUAAAGAUAGAUAGAUAGAUAGAUAGAUAGGAGAGAGAGAGGGGGGAGGGGGCAGAGAGCGAGAGAGAGAGGGAGAGAAAGAGAGAAAUAAAAAAGUAAAAGGUAAGGAAACGUGAGAUACCUUCGUUAUAAUAAUGGACUAUUUACUACCAAUAAUUAUUCAUCUAUUACAUGAAUAACAUUGAGAAUCGAUGAAAAAGUAAAUAAUAUUAGUUAGGUGCGCGAUUUCAAGUGGUUUAGCCCCGUGUACAUAUAUUAAGAUUAUUGAUUAUAUAUAAGCGUUGUAAUAUUUAAGGAAUAAACUUUUAAUAAUAUCGUAGGCUAUAAAAUAGCUGAAUUCGUACGAAGUUAAAUUGACAUGGUUAAAGUAUACUUCUAAAAACGACUAACGUAAGCAAAGCAACAAGAAGAUAGAAGACGAAAGAGGAUGCUGAGAUUUGUCCAGCAAUGUGUUGAGAGAGCAGAAAAAAAAAUAGGGAGAUUAUUAUUAAGAUCUUGUAUUAUUAAGAGUGCCGAAGAGCAAAGUAAUCUGUUCCUAAAGAGUUGUAUCAUAAAGUAGAAGGAGAGGAGAAGUGAGACAAUGAAAAGUGUGGUAUACGUGGAUAAGGGUGGGUCUAGGGGGGAUGGGGGGUGAGAGUUAUAAAAAAAUUCAAAAUUCAAAAUUUUGAUCGAUUCUAAGUGGGGGGAGGGAAUAAACUGGGGUAGGGGGAAAAUCGUAUGUUGUCCUUUUUGAUAAAUGAAAAAAAAAAUGAAAAGAAACGUUUGUACAGAGAUAUUCCGGUUAUUAAAUUUUGUUACGCGAAUAAAGAGGGUGAGAAAGAGAGAAAAAGAGAGAGAUGGAGAGAGAGAGAGAGAGAGAGAGAGAGAGAGAGAGAGAGAGAGAAACGAAGGAGGAUUAUUAAUUAAUCUGUUAGGGAAGCUGCGUGUGGUGUAGUAUCGGGCUUGUGGGAGGAAGGAAGGUGGUAAUUCGGAAGGACGCACGUCCGAGAGGAAGGGUAUAACGAAUUAGGAAUCAUGUGUAUUUUCUUCGUGAAAUCGAUAUUCAAUAGAUUAUUGCGGAAAUAUAAAAACGCGAGUAUUAAGCAAAGAAAAAAGAAAAAAAAAAAUCAUGUGAAAUUGUAUCCGUGAGUGUCAUAUUCCUAAGGAAAAAAAGAAAAAAAAAUCAUAGAUCCACGGGCGAAUGUUUUAUAGCAGUUUCCGAGUAGAAAAAACGAGAGAAAAAGGUAUUGAAAAAAAAAAAUAUAUAUAUAUAUAGAAAGAAAAAAAACGUAACACGAAAUUUUCCUCGCUCUUUAUGCUAAUACAAAAUUUUUCUACAUUACGUAUUGUUCGAAGUAAGGCAUUUGGUUUAGCCGAUAAAAGAAAAAAGAAAAAAAAAAGAAAAGAAAAAGAUAAACAAAAAGUGAAAAUAUCUUGAAAGCAGAUGAAUUCCGAAUAAUAUGGAAAGUCAGAACAAAGAAAAACGUAGGAUAUAACGAAGCUGAUCACGAUUGUAAAUCUUUCUUUUCGUCCAAAACUCGCAAACGGCGCGGCAUCGCCGUAAUCCUAUCAAAGAGGAAACUGUUCCUGAAACAUCGCCCAGAGAAACCAAAGUUCCUAUUACGUUUUAUAAAAUAAUGAAAAAAAAAAAAACAACACACACACAUAUAACUGUACUGCGAAUAAAAAAACCACACUUGAUAUGUAUAUACGAGAAACAGGCUAAGCUAGUUAUUACGCGAUACAAUCAGCAAUUACGAGGAUUCGUUAAGGGAGAUGAGGAGAAGUGAAGGAAGACGAAGAAGACGAAGAAGAAGAAGAAGAAAAAGAAGAAACGAAGGCAAAGAACAGGAAAGACAGAAACUUAGAGAUAAAAAGAGAAAGAGAGAGAGAAAUAAUUACGGAAUAAGUAAAAGGCACGCCAUGCAAAGAUCAAUUGAAAUUUACAGUAAUGGGAACAAAAUGUCACGAGAUCCGAAGUGACAUGGUAACAGGAAAAUAGACGGAAUGAGAAGGGAGUGUAGAAAAGAAAGAUAUAGAGGAAGAGGAAGAGAAAGAAGAAGAAAAAGAGGAGGAGGAAGAUGAACAAAAAAAAAAAAGAAAAAAUACCAGAAUUUUUCCUAACGCGGGAUCGUACGCUUUUCUUUAUCAGCGGACGCGACGAGAGAUUUGUUUUAUUUCAAUUCUCGUUCGACGACGUCGUAUUCGCGAGACACGGCAUAGUCCGUUGACCCUCGAUGCACAGUAAAACACACAGUCGAUGAUUAAGCACACAAGAAGUAUACAAUUAAAUUAAGCAAGCCGUAGCUUUAGCUUGAAUGUUAGCAAUUUAGACGAAAAAAAAAGAAAAAAAAAAGAAAACAUACACACACGGACACACAUUACACGUACAGAAAACACGGACACACGAUGUAACAUUAAAAACUACGUAUUUAAAAGGAAACCAGAAAAAAAAUCUUAGCCGUUAAGCGAAUACCUGUGUAAAAUCUAGUAGGUGUCCACAAGAAUAAAAUAAAAAACAUAUAUUGUGGUACAAAUUACAUAA
Molecule: messenger RNA, 8605 nt
Organism: Vespula vulgaris
Lineage: Eukaryota; Metazoa; Arthropoda; Insecta; Hymenoptera; Vespidae
Gene: pdm3
Product: POU domain, class 6, transcription factor 1
Exons: 14
Coding region: 1851-4088 (745 amino acids)
Biological process (GO): regulation of transcription by RNA polymerase II
Molecular function (GO): RNA polymerase II cis-regulatory region sequence-specific DNA binding; DNA-binding transcription factor activity, RNA polymerase II-specific
Source: RefSeq, a predicted model, not a curated record